Molecule: messenger RNA, 2937 nt
Organism: Hermetia illucens (black soldier fly)
Lineage: Eukaryota; Metazoa; Arthropoda; Insecta; Diptera; Stratiomyidae
Gene: Clamp
Product: zinc finger protein 239
Exons: 7
Coding region: 338-2116 (592 amino acids)
Biological process (GO): regulation of transcription by RNA polymerase II
Cellular component (GO): nucleus
Molecular function (GO): DNA-binding transcription factor activity, RNA polymerase II-specific; RNA polymerase II cis-regulatory region sequence-specific DNA binding
Source: RefSeq, a predicted model, not a curated record
GCGAAUCGAAAGGGGGCCGAAAAGUAUUCCUCUACUCACACACACUGUCUCUCUUUCCCAAGCACCGCAGUCUCCCAUCGCUCUAUUCCACUUCGAUCAAAAACAGUUCGCCAAGAGUAGUUCAGAAAACACGGAGCUGGCCGACGAGUGAGAACCGUCCAUCGCCGUCAUUCAUCGUCCGUCUCUAGAUCAAGAAGAAGACGACGCAACGAACCGCCAUAUUGUGGAAAAUGAGACAAAAGAUUUUUUAAGUGGUGCAAUGUUUCGGUGAAAUACGUGACUUUUCCUCGAGUUUCCGCGUCUUGGAAGUGAAAAUUUUGCAAAAACAAUAAGUACCAUGGAGGAUCUAACGAAAACCAUUAUGUUCACAACAAACGCCAUUCAGAAUGGAACACCAACUACCAUUCAAUAUCAAACGGCGGAUGGAAUUUUGAAAACACCAAAAAUCGAAGGGCAGAAAUCAGGGCAACAAGAGUUCCCAACAUUCUGCUACACAACAAACAAUUUAUUGCAAACGAACACAACAACCGUGAAUCUUGCACAGUUAGCAGAUGAUACGAAGACAUGUUAUAUUGCCGCCCAACCGAUCGGUUAUAAUUAUGCGCUCGUCAAUCAGAUGCAACUUGCACAGAAUGGAACAGUGGCUGGUAUAGCAACGGUUGACGGACAAGGACGUCUGCAAGUGGUUAACAAACCAGUAACAAACACAAUAUCGAAUAUAAGCUUCAAAUGUGAUGUUUGCGGACUCAUGUUUACCCAUUUAACACUCUUGAAUCAUCAUAAACGCAUACACAACCAAGGAGCCACAGACAAUAGCGACCAAGAUCAAGCCAUAACAGUCGUGACACAAUCGCAGAAUAUCGUCCAAGCGCAAAACCUGGUAUCUGAGAAUGGUCAGACGCUUGGUCAAAUACAAAUAGUGGCAACUGAAUCCCUCGAACCCGCACAUCAACUUCAGCAGACAAACGAAGUGACCGUAUCCACAACCAAAACCAUUACCUUGGAGAAAUUGAAAUGUAUGACAUGUGGAAAUACACUAGUAGCGAAUCCAAAACGGAAAGGUGGUCCGAAAGUGCUUCGAUGUGAAACCUGUACAAACAAUGAUAAUAUGCAAGCGAGUCAACGCGCCGGGACACAAAUUUUUGUAGCACCCGACGGUGAUGUGAAAUUUGAAAUUGGAGAACUGCCCACAGGGAACGGUGAUCCAACAAUUGAGACGCUAAACACCCAAAAUGUUAUUCCUUUGACCCAAGUCUCCAACAACAAUGUUCAAAACGUUGUAAAAAUUCAACAAAAUCAACAACCCGCAAAUAACACCAACAAUAUUCUGCCUGGGCAUCAUCCGGUCAAACGGAGAAAUCUUGCUUCCGUGACAAAAUGUCAAAAGUGUAAUGGGUCGGGUGUUAUUUUCAUUGGCUGCAAUCAAAGGAAUAUCAAGCCUGAGCAACCAAAACCCUUUCAGUGCAAUAUCUGCGGCGGGACAUUUUCUCGAUAUUCGAGUUUGUGGUCGCAUAAGAAAUUGCAUAGUGGCGAGAAAAACUAUAAGUGUUCAAUUUGUGGAUUGGCUUUCGCAAAAGCUGUGUAUUUGAAAAAUCAUUCCCGCAUUCAUACAGGCGAAAAACCCUACAAAUGUCAAACCUGUGGAAUGCAAUUCUCACAAUCGCCACAUUUGAAGAACCACGAGAGAACGCAUAGUGGUGAAAAGCCGUACGUUUGUGAAGUAUGUGAUAAAGGGUUCGCGCGACAUGCAACACUGUGGAACCAUCGACGGAUCCAUACGGGCGAAAAGCCCUACAAAUGUGAGAUUUGUGGUUCAGCCUUCUCGCAAGCUGCCCAUUUGAAGAAUCACGCAAAAGUUCAUUCCGGCGAGAAACCAUUCAAAUGCGACAUUUGCUCGGCGGCGUUUGCUGAUCGGUUCGCACUGAAAAGGCAUCGUGGAAUUCAUGAAAAAUAUGGUCAAACAGCACCUCGUCAGCCAGCCCAAAAACCAGCAGAACAACAACAAAACGGUGAUGGGAGUCAAAACCAAGUGAAUACGGUUGUAAUCCAAAAGCAGGAAGCAGUUGAAAUGGACGAUGGCACCCAACAGACCGAAGUUAUCAUAUCUGGAUUAUAAGACAACGUGAUAGUUCGAGCUAUCGAUAUAGUUUCGAAACUGGAUACAAUUUAGAAAGGAAAAGGAACUAACGCAAAAAUCCACAUACACACCAUACAAAAAACGAAGACUGGAUAUGUAACUAUAUAAAAGAAAAAUCAUUUAAGACAAAGACGCAUGUAUAAACACUACUGUAAGAAUAACUUCUAAUGCAAACGCUUGCAAGUAAGUUAAUCCCGAUCCAGAGAGUCAUUACAGAGGGAAUUGUCUCUGUCUCGUCAAGGAUAUCUUCCAAAGAUUUCAAACGAAAUGAUAGACGAUUUGGCCACUAGAUUAUGGCUACUUAGGUUCCAGUAACAGUAUAGACAUACUACUCUCACAUAUCCUUAGCCCCUCCUCUGAAGUUUAUUUUUAUUCCGUCAAUGAAUAUACAAUGAUGUUCUAUUGUAAAAAAUUAAGGAAAAAUCAGUGAAGAGAAAAUAUAAUUGAUUUAUUGUUAAUUAUUUUAAUUUAUUCAAAUGGUAAAGGACUAGAUCAAAGAAGCAGCGAGUGAAGUGAGGCGAUUAUAAAGUUCGCAAGAUGAUAAAUUUCGUUUCCUUUUGUGAAGAAAAAUAUUACUUUAAGGAUUAGCGAGCGAAAAAACAGCUCAUAGAUAUUAAUUUUACUACACACGCUUUUUAAGAAGAGAAUUAUUAUUCAACUUACAAAUAGAAGAAGUAAAUAUGUUUAUCAAAAUUAGGUGAAAUUAUGAGUCGUGAAAUUUAAAACUGUAUUCUUCCGGACAAUAUUGCUUUGUAAAUAUAUAUAACCGUAUUGAAAUAAUAUUAUCUUUCUUAAAUUAG